Molecule: messenger RNA, 1452 nt
Organism: Talaromyces proteolyticus
Lineage: Eukaryota; Fungi; Ascomycota; Eurotiomycetes; Eurotiales; Trichocomaceae
Product: major facilitator superfamily domain-containing protein
Exons: 4
Coding region: 1-1452 (483 amino acids)
Biological process (GO): transmembrane transport
Cellular component (GO): membrane
Molecular function (GO): transmembrane transporter activity
Source: RefSeq, a predicted model, not a curated record
AUGGAGUCAGCCAGCAUAGAACUCAACCCGAAGCAAGCUGGCACUCAGGAGAGCACGCCAAUUGACAGGGCACUGGAAAAGAAACUCGUCCGGAAGCUGGAUUUUCGUGUAAUUCCUAUUCUCUGGUUUCUGUUUCUUGUUUCUUUCUUCGAUCGCUCGAAUAUCGGAAAUGCGAAGAUUGCGGGUAUGACGCAGGCGCUGAAAUUGAAGGGUAACGAUUACAACAUCGCGGUCACGAUAUUCACCGUCUCCUAUGUAGUUUUUGGUGUUCCAGCCAAUUUGUUGGUCAAAAAGAUUGGACCGAAGAUUCUCGCCGUUUACAUGUUCUGUUGGGGCCUUUUCGUUCUCGGACAAGGUCUUACCAAAACAACAUCGGGUUUGAUAGCUUGUCGAUUUUUUAUGGGCAUGUUCGAGGCAGGAUUUGUUCCCGGAUGCGCCUAUUUGAUUGGAUGCUACUACAAGCGCAACGAGUUCUUGCGCCGAUAUGCUGUCUUCUUCAGUGCAAACAUGGCUGCUGGAGCUUUCAACGGCUUGUUUUCUACUCUGUUGCAGAAAUUAGACGGAAAAGGGGGUCUUGAAGCGUGGCAAUGGAUUUUUGUGAUGGAAGCCAUCAUCACCUUGGUUGUUAGCAUUUUCGGGUUCUUCAUCAUCGUGCCAUUCCCCGAAAAUGCAUCCUUCCUGACUGCGGACGAGAAAGCCCUUCUCAUGGCAAGAAUAGAGGAAGAUGGAGGAAGUGUUCGUGACGAUGACAUUACCCUGCAGCGUGUGCUGCCGAUGCUUGCGGACUGGAAAAUCUGGCUCUGUGUCCUCGGUUAUAUGGCCGCUGAGGAAACUGCCAGCUCCCUGGUCGCGUUUCAGCCUACUAUCUUGAAAGAUUUGGGCUGGACUGCAAGCUCAGCUCAAUGGCACACCAUCCCUGUUUAUGCGACAGCGUUUGUGUUUACCCUAAGUAGUGCAUGGCUCAGCGACUAUCUCAAUCAUCGCUACCUGUUCACUGUCUUCGGGUCCUUGUUGAUAAUCAUUGGCUGGGCUAUCCAGUUGGCGCACACCAGCCCACCAGGAGUACUCUACACGGCCAUGUUCUUCGUCUCGGUCGGCGCUUUCAUCAACAUGUCCACUCUGGUGGUCUGGCUGUGCACAAACUUGGGUAAGGGUGUCAAGCGAACCGUUGGGAUGGGAAUUCUUACUGGGUUUGGAAACUGCGGCGCUUUCGUGUCUGGAAACGUCUUUAUCACUAACCAGAGUCCCAAGUACCCAGUCGGCUUUGGCGUUGGCCUCGCCUUUGGCGUUAUGGGACUCGUUGCGAACUCGCUCUACUUUGCGUUCCUGUUCUACGAGAAUCGCCGGCGUAACAGGGCGGAGAAAACAGUUGCGAGGACCUAUACUACAGAAGAGAACAAGCAGAUGCAGAACCUGGGUGACGGCCAUCCCGAUUUCCGUUACCAGUUGUAA